Molecule: messenger RNA, 714 nt
Organism: Trichosporon asahii var. asahii CBS 2479
Lineage: Eukaryota; Fungi; Basidiomycota; Tremellomycetes; Trichosporonales; Trichosporonaceae
Exons: 1
Coding region: 1-714 (237 amino acids)
Source: RefSeq, a predicted model, not a curated record
AUGUCCACCUCGGCCCCGGAAGACGAUGCCGCCGACGCGGCCGCGACCGCCGCUGCGGAAGCGCAAGCGCAGGCUCUCGCCGCACUGGCACGCACAAGCGCGUUGGCUGCCGCUGCCCCCUCGAUACCGCACGAGAGCGCCGAUAGCACAUGGAUGGAGCUUUGGGGUCAGCGUGUGGGAGACGGCAUGCGCUUCGCUGCGCCAGUGCAGUGCGUUUGUGUCCAGUGCCGCUCGCCCUCGGCCCAGCACGACUGCGACUUCGACCACCAUGCUGCCGAAGUUGUCCGCACCGAGCUCAGCACGGAGAACAAGUGCACGAGCAAUCCCCUCACUUACGACCCGGACCUGCCGACCCUCAGCACUGGAGGCCGAUACUUCGCUUUCCGUCGGGGCGCCUGUGUUGAGUGCAUUCGGGUCGGAAGGGGAGCGCAAUGCUCUGCCUCGACUGUCAAUAGCGGCCAGGUCUGGGUGUUCGAUACCCUUACCGCACGAUGGGAGACGCACCUCGUUCACGGGCUGUGGUACUCGCGCAAAGCCGGUGUGCGGGGCAGGCGGGCUCGCAGACCCUUAUCCUUCUGUUGUGUGUUAACUGUUCUUGGUCGCCUAGCUCACAACCAGGAACAUGCCCAGAUGCAGGAUCGAGAGGAAGCCAGUAAGCUACACUUGCUCGUCCCAGCUAACCACACCAGGUGUACAAGACGACGAGUUUGUUGA